AUGACCACGCCGGCGACUCCGAAGAGCAAACCCGCGCCCGCCGACAAGAAGCCAGCCAAGUCGCCCUUCGUCUUAGGCAAGGGCCCCGGUCCCAUCGACAAUGCGAAGAUAAAAGCAAAAAUCGAGAAAUGGCAAGCCGCGGGCGGCGGCUCCAUCACCAUCGCCGAGCCUGACGUGCCCGAGCCUGCCAAACCCUCUCCAGCUACACCCAAGGAAACGGCGGCAGCGCCCAGAAAAAAGGCAACACCCAAAAAAGCGGCAACGCCGAAGCGAGCGACAACGCCGAAGGAAGCGGUAACGCCAAAGGAAGCGGCAACGCCAAAGGAAGCGGCAACGCCAAAGGAAGCGGCAACACCAAAGGAAGCGGCAACACCAAAGGAAGCGGCAACGCCCAAGGAAACGGCAGCGCCCAGUGAAGCGGAUAAGGACGAGGGACUUAAAGAAGCGGAAGAGGCUGCCGAACCGGUUCCAGCUGCUGCUGCUGACGCGGCUGACGUCGAUGCGAAAGAGAAGGAUCCACCGGUUAUGAAGGCCCCAGCAAGGCCUCCAUCCAAGACACCCUCGCCGAUCAAGAUCAUGAAGGGCAAUGAGCUUGAUCAGGAGAUGCAGGCUGCCGUGACGCCGAAGAAGCGGGUCAUCAGCGACAGCCAUUGGCGCAAAAGUCGGUCUCCGCCAAAGGAAAACAGGCCUACCGGCUGGGUGCGUCCUGCCGUCAAGAAAAUACAGGUGCCGAAGCCGGAGGAGAAGAAAGAGGAGCCUAAAAAGAAGGAGGAGGAACCUAAGAAGAAGGCGGUGGAACCUAAGAAGGAGGUGCCUGAACCUAAGAAGGAGGAGCCAAAGAAGAGCCCACCCAAGAUCCCGAUCCUUCCCAAACCUGUUUUUGCGCCGGACGGAACCAGAGUUGCCGCCGUGCGGAGGCGGCGCAAGUCAACUGUGUCGAAGAGUAGUGACGAAGAUGAGCCGCCGGAGCAACCUCCAGCACUUCGAGCAGAGCGCGGACGGGUGGACAGCUUUAUUCCCCGAGUACUCUCGUACGAGCCGCCUUCAAGCAGCAAUCGCGUGAAAGAAGCCAUCAGAAGGCACGAGGCGUUGGCUCGCGGAGAUGUCUUGGAGGAUGUGCCUGCAAAGAGAAGGUCUGUCCGCAAGACAAAAAGCGUCUACGGCGACGACGAGAGAAAGCGAGACCGGAGCCCAGGUGCAGCAUCAGCACCCGGUGCUCGUUCAGAAGACGAGCUCCGGAGGAGGCGAAGGAUGAGGAGGCGGCCCACCGAAUCCAGAGACGACGUCUCAAGCUUGACCCCCGACGGGGACCGAGCCGUGGAGAGGAGGACAAGCCGACGGAAGUCUCACAGGACUCUUUCCCCUGGGCCCGCUGACAAGCCGACCGCCACUCAAUCCGCACCCGUCACGCCUCAACCCGGCACGCCGACUCCGACCGACAACCCAGACACGCCUAGCGAGAAGGUGUUCGGGAGCCGAGUAGAAGCAUGGCUCUCGGGCACGCCGGAUCCUUUCGUUGAGGGCAAGGAUGAGAAGAAUAAAGAGAAGAGAAGGACUUCGCGGCGUUCGUCUUCAAGCACGGAAGGCUCGACAGUGUUGUCCUCGACUGUGGUCACUGAGAAUACACAUGACGAAAAGGACUCUGGAAGGCCUCACGAGUCGCCGUCUUCACGUCACGGAAGCAACAGGAGGAGAAGGUCGCGUAGAAACCACGACAGCCAAGACGAGUCGGUCUUGUCGGACGACAGGCAGAGGAAACCGUCGCUUCCUCCUUCGCAAGACGACCAGAACGUCGUCACGGUCGAGUAUGACGAAUCUACAACGACGGCUUCUAAUACGUCAUCCCUCAAGCGAAGGCCGGCGCGGCGCAAGUCAGAGUCGUCAUCGAAAGCCCGUCCUUCCCAGUUGCCGGCAACCAUUCCAGAGGACGAAGCUGUCUCAUCCGUUGCAACAUCCUCUGUCGAUCCAUCGGGUGCUGAAUUCCCCGACAUGACUCCCCGCCCCCGCAAUUCUGUGAAGCGCGGAUUCCCAACCACCGGCAGGAAACUUUCAACAAUUGCUUCGGUGGAUACACUCGAUUCCAGGCGGAAGACCUCACGCACGGUUUCUCAAGGGUCCGACAAUACAAUUCAUCCCGAUGAUGCCAUCAAGGACGACCACCCGGCCGACGAUUCUGGAAAGCCUGCAGACGCUAUGUCGAUUAUGACUGGAAUGACUGGCAUGAGCACCCGAAGCAGGAAUAGCACAAAGCGGCGACUUGCCACUCACGGUGAUCUUAUGUCUGUCCUUUCGAUGCCAGAGCGUAAGAAUUCGAAGAGCAGGAGUAUCGUGUCCGCACGCAGCAUUCGGACCAACAAGAGCAAGCUGGCCACGGCAACAAUGAGCGACUUGAUGAGGGAGUUGCAGUCGGACGAGUUGAAGUACAUGCGCGAGCUGCGCACACUCGUCGAUGGAGUGAUCCCAGUCCUUUUGACUUGUGUACUGUCAAAGUCGGAGUCUGCCGUAACAGCCGGGCUGUUCAGCAAGACCGGGACUGGAGGGGAGAGCGCAAAGAUCACGAAACCCAUUGUGGAGAUGGGCGUUGCAUUGGAAAGGCUGAAGACUCUGCACAAACGCAUUCCGAAGGAGGAACCGGAAGCUCUUCUCUCAUGGGCACAAAGUGCAACAAGAGUUUACACCGAUUACGUGAAGUCUUGGAGGUUGGGCUUCCAGGACGUAGUCGUGAACCUUGCGCCUGCAAGCGAUGAGGAUAAGCCUGAGAAGAAAGACGACGAUGACGCAGAAUCGACCAUCGACGCGGGCAUGCCGUGCAACGACGAAGGAUAUGUCGUCGAUGGCGAUGGUGAAAGAGUCGACGUAGCUUUCCUUCUCAAACGCCCACUCGUUCGCCUCAAGUACCUCGCCAAAACUCUCAAGGGCAUCAACAUCCUCAAACCAUCUGACCGGGCGAAUGACCUUGCUGCCAGAUAUCAAGAUCUGGUUAUCCAGGCCAGGAAGCGAUCGAACGAGGAACGAGCCCGAUUGGAGGACGAGGCUGCUAGCAGCAUAGACCCUACAAGAGCAAGGGACCCGCGCAGUCUGGCUCCCCUAUCCGGUGUUAGCAUCGAUGCGACUCGAUGCGUGCGCGCAAGAGACUAUUUCGACAUGUCACUGCUGCAUUCAAGCGGACAAGAGGUUGACUGCAGGGUUGAGCUACUUAUCCGCGAUGACGCACCUGGGCGCGGAAGCAGCGGAGAUCUCCUCCUUUGUGAAGUUGACAACACGGGCCGCUGGCUCUUCUUCCCACCCAUUCAAAUCACCCGCGUUUCGGCCCGCAAUGGCGAUCUCAAGGGCGAGAUCGUCGUCAUGAUUCGCGGUAACAGCUCUGGCGGCGAGGAAUGGCGUGAAUUGCUUACUCUACGGACCAAUGAGGAAGAUGUAGGCUUUGAAUGGGUCCAGAUGCUGGGACUAAUACCCGUCCCUCACAAGGUUUCAAGGGGCUUGAGCUUUCGCGAGAAGCCAGCUGUACGUCCGACAAGCAGCCACGAAUCUUCCUCGCUGUCAGCUGUCACUGGGUCUACUCCACCAAUCAAGAGCAGGACACCCAGCCCCCGCGAGAUUGAAAUACCAAUGGGAGAAAGAGCAGGCGAGUCAGCCAAGAGAUGGAGCCACGCAACUCCGGACAAGUCAAGGCCUGUUUCGCCGGAGACACCUGGCAGCUCCGUGCUCAGCAGCGAACAAGGCACUCUCGGCGCCUCUGACGCGGUAUCACCUGGGGCGGAAGGCGGCGACCUUACACCACGCAAAACGCGUCUACCGCCGCUGCAGAUUUCAUCGAGCACCUGGACCGACGCGAUGGCUGCGGCUGAGAGCCCGACCACUCCGACGCUGAAGCGGUCAAAGGCCAAGAGAUAUUCGCGGGGUGAUCCCCGGCCGCAGAGAGCCUCGAGGGAUUCGAGCGCGGAUCAAGCACCGUUGAGCCCAGAAGAGCAGACGUCACGGCCAAUGUUGCACUCUGAGCAUUCGUACGCCACCACUGCCUCAUCUCAGACUGGGAGCUCGUAUACCGGCAGUUCAUACAUCAGUGAGUCUACGGAAAGAGGCGGAAAAAGCAACUAUACGGUGUGGUAUCCUCGGUCGGAACCGGAAGACCUCAGUGACAGCGAUUAUUCCGACGAGGACGAUUCCCCGUUACCCCAGCGGAGACCUUCACAACGGCCUGCGGCCCAGAGACGUACAUCGUCUGUUCCUUCGAUCGACCUCCCGUCUAUCCCAAAGGUCCGCAGAUCUAGCCAGCCGGAGGCCCUGACGAGAGACGAGAUGCGUGCGGAGUCCCUUCCUAUUCAUACGCAGAAGAAAUCCAGGGCCAUGGCCGAGGAGGAGUCGUUGCCAAAGACAGAGGAUGUACCGCCUCCUCCCCCACCGCACCGCUCUGUCAGUCCAACGCCACAAUUGAAGGUGUCACCAGUGCCAAACUUCAGUCCACCCGCUCCGGGCUUCCGGAACCACAGACGUACUUCAUCUCCGCUGAAGCAUGAAUACCAGCCUUCCACGUGCAGCGAGUCUUCUGGGGACAGCGAAUUGUCCUUCUCUGAUGAUGUCGGCUCCUCCUAUUCCGAGUCUUCCGAGGAUGACCUUGAGGCCGACGAUGUCGCGCCGCUUGGGCAGUUGCCUCCGAUGAACCAAACCCACCAGUUCCCCGAAACUUCGCCACCACAGUCGGAAUAUGCCCCUGGGACGUCUACUUUGACCCCUUCUCAAUCCGCCUCUCAGGGCCCAUACAGGACUGUCCCGCCCACUUCUGCCAAGCCUGCCAAACUUGUGGCAGACAUUUUCGCUUGGUCUGACAAUGGCAUGUGGGAUACUCUUCAUCCCGAUGAGUGUAGCAUCGUCAUCACCCCGGGCCUGAUUGAAGCCUUCGAGAUGGGGCCUGAGCAUUCCCAGGAUGCUGUCACCGAGGAGGAGAGUGGCAGACGGCCACUCAUCGCGCUUGAACUCACCCCUCUCGUACCUCUUAGGCGCGGAACUGCCCUGGAUAUUUCCAUCCGCUCUCCUCCGACCCCCAAUUCCAGGAUCCGUACAAGUGCUCAUAUCAUGUUCCGUUCGCGCUCUUCCGAGGAGUGUGAGACGCUAUACAACAUGAUCAACCAGGCCCGUAUCAACAAUCCGACUUACAUAGCCCUUCAAAAUGCUCGCGGACCGUAUGCUGAGGACACUUGGGCCGCUGCUAUGGACCGCCGGAAUGCUGAACGCACUGAAGGAAGCACCGCUGGAGGCAGCAGCUGGUGGGGUAGUCUUGGUCGCAGGAACAGUUAUCGUGCCAAAUCCACUCGUGCGCUCAGCACGUCCGCUGGCACCGGCAGCAGCGUCAACACUAUCGGGAGCGCUUUCUCGGCACUUAAGCGCUUCGGUGCGGGUGGCAAGCUCUUCAAUGGCAAAGGUAGCAUGUACUCAUCUAACCAGGACAGCCAUAGCCGCAGCACGGACUCGCUGACCGGCGAGGUUGAGACGAGCUCUGGCACCUCGCCACACACGCCGGACCCAGAUGAUCCGAUGCUUGAUGCCCAGGGAAUGCCGCUUGGCAUCAUGAACACCAAGAUCAGACUGUACGCGCGCGAGUCUCAGCAGAAAUGGCGCGAUAUGGGCGCAGCCAGACUGUCCAUCAUGCGCCCCUCGCCGCCAGCAUCACCGAACGCGAACCCAUAUGUCAGACAGGGCCAAGGAUCCCCUGGCCAUCGGAACCCAGAGACGGAGAAGCGUAUAGUUGUGCUUGGGAAAACGAAGAGCGAAACGCUGCUCGAUGUGACCCUGAGUGAGAGUUGCUUCGAAAGAGUCGCGCGCACGGGUAUCGCGGUCAGCGUCUGGGAGGAUACAGUGGGCAUGAACGGGGAAGUGGGAGGUAUCCCAGCCCUUGGAGGUGUGGCGGCUACGAAGGCGAGGGUGUAUAUGAUCCAGAUGAAAUCCGAGCGCGAGUGCGCGUACUGCUUCUCCUUGCUCGGAAAGCUGCGGUACUGA
Diplodia corticola is the source of this 5994-nucleotide messenger RNA. Its product is annotated as srm splicing coactivator protein. NCBI's taxonomy places the organism in Eukaryota, Fungi, Ascomycota, Dothideomycetes, Botryosphaeriales, Botryosphaeriaceae. Bases 1 to 5994 code for a protein of 1997 amino acids. The transcript is spliced from 2 exons. Gene Ontology annotation, cellular component: nucleus; site of double-strand break. The record is from RefSeq and is a predicted model, not a curated record.